AUGAGAGCUUAUAGAUGUCUUGUAGCUUUAAAAGGGGGGCAUCACAAUGUCAACGGGACUCCGGUGGAUUUUAAAAAUUUUAGCCACCAGUUGCGAAUUUUUAUUGGUGAACGCGACGCACAAGUUUUCCUUGAACGCUUGCGUGAGCGCUUUGACAACCUACCCAACUUCUAUUUUGAUUACACGGUUUCAAAUGGAAAGUUGUCUUCUGUAUUCUGGGCUGAUGAGAUUUCAAAGCUAAACUACAAAGCUUUUGGCGAUGUCCUCGCCUUCGACGCGACAUACAGUACUAACAAGUACAAGAUGGUUUUUGUGCCAUUCGCGGGUGUGGAUCAUCAUUUCCAAUGUGUUACAUUUGGUGCGGGUUUGAUAUCAUCCGAGUCCAUUGAAUCUUAUGUGUGGUUGCUUAACGCUUUCUUGAAGGCACACGGUACUCAACCAACUCUCGUGUUGAGUGAUCAAGACCCAUCUAUGCUUCAAGUUGUUCCUAUGGUCUUUACCGAAUCACGCCACAGGAUAUGCAUGUGGCAUAUAAUGAAAAAACUACCCUCCAAGAUCUCUGCGGACCUUCUUGAUAACACUGAUGUUCUGGCCUACAUUCACCGGUUGGUUUGGAAUGUUUAUAUCAAACCAGAAACGUUUGAGUCCCGCUGGCAUGACCUCCUAGAAACAUUUGGCCUACAAGACCACACUUGGUUGAACGACAUGUACAACAUCAAACAUCUUUGGGUACCAGCCUACUUCACAGAACUGCCAAUGUGUUGCUUGAUGAAGACCACUUCACGCUGCAAAAGCUCGAACGCUGCCUUCAAGGUCAACACAACAAGCGCAAACACCCUUGUACAAUUUAUGAUGUUCUUUGAAAAUAGGGUAGACAGCCAACGCUAUCGGCAACACGUAUCGGAGUACAAAACCUCAUCCAUGGUUUUCAAGGGCAAUACUGAUUUAGCGAUAGAACAGCACGCGUUCGCCAUUUACACAAACGUUGUUUUCAUGCAAGUUCAAAAGGAGAUAGAUAAAGGGAAGUUUUUAUGCUACAUCACAAACCAAACCGAGUCCAGCAAUACCACUCUUUUGCUAGACGUCACUCAUUUGGACAAAAGGAACAACAUCACAAACGUCUACCAGGUGGCGCUGAGAUGCCCUCCCAAAAGAGGUUUUUCACUUUCCAGCCGAUACGGCGUCAACGCACACGCACCGUCCGUUAUACGGAAUGAAAUCCUCGACCUCGUUACUGAAUGUGUUGAUGUGGCCAGAACCGAUGAGGAUUCAUUGUCAAAAUUGGUUGCCCAACUCCGGGAUUUCAAGAUCAAUGUGCUUUCCAAGCAACCAUUGGGUACAACUCAAAAUGAAACAAACGAGUGUGAAAUGGAAGAAAUAGUUGGGCAACCAAUCAACAUUCCAGACGAAGUUGCUAAUCCAGAUGUUGUACGCAAUAAGGGAUGUGGUACACAUACUCGCAUUUCCAGACCUGGUGAGAAGGCAAAGAAAAAACCACCAAAACGUCCAAAGCAACUUCGUCUAUGCAAGCGUUGUGGCCUGUAUGUCGACGACCACGACUCACGAAAGUGCAUUAAGGUGGCCGCAAUGAAAGCAGCAAAGGCAGCUGCUGAACAACAAAGGCAGACCGCCACCGGUGCCUCCCAUUCUGAUUAA
Molecule: messenger RNA, 1656 nt
Organism: Helianthus annuus (common sunflower)
Lineage: Eukaryota; Viridiplantae; Streptophyta; Magnoliopsida; Asterales; Asteraceae
Product: protein FAR1-RELATED SEQUENCE 5-like
Exons: 4
Coding region: 1-1656 (551 amino acids)
Biological process (GO): regulation of DNA-templated transcription
Source: RefSeq, a predicted model, not a curated record